Orcinus orca (killer whale) is the source of this 2320-nucleotide messenger RNA. RefSeq names its product zona pellucida glycoprotein 2 (gene ZP2). The record is from RefSeq and is a predicted model, not a curated record. NCBI's taxonomy places the organism in Eukaryota, Metazoa, Chordata, Mammalia, Artiodactyla, Delphinidae. Gene Ontology annotation, molecular function: acrosin binding; structural constituent of egg coat. The transcript is spliced from 18 exons. Bases 24 to 2246 code for a protein of 740 amino acids. Gene Ontology annotation, biological process: prevention of polyspermy; binding of sperm to zona pellucida. Gene Ontology annotation, cellular component: egg coat.
CUGAUUUGCUGGUGUCUUCGGUCAUGGCGUACAGGCAGAGAGGAGACAGUGGGAGACCCUCAAGCUGGUUCAGUGCAGACUGGAGCACCUACAGGUCAUUUCCUCUAUUCUUCGCCCUUUUGACUUCGGUGAACUCAAUACGUGUUCAUCAGUUGGUGGAUCCUGCCUUCCCAGGUACUGUCACUUGCUAUGAAAAUAGAAUGAUAGUGGCGUUUCCAAGCAUUCUUGCCAACAAGAUACAGCACGCAUCUGUGGUGGAUCCCCUUGGUCUUGAAAUGCUGAACUGCACUUAUGUUCUGGACCCAGAAAAGCUCACCCUGAAGGCCCCAUAUGAAACCUGUACCAAAAGAGUACUUGGCCAGCAUCAGAUGACCAUCAAACUCAUGGACGACAAUGCUGCCUUAAGACAAGAGGCUCUCAUGUAUGACAUCAGCUGUCCAGUUAUGCAAGCAGAAAGCCACGAGCAGCAUUUGGGAUCCACAGUCUGCUUGAAGGAUUUCAUGUCUUUUACCUUUCACUUUUUUCCUGGCAUGGCUGAUGAAAGUGGGGAUACCAAACCUCAGAUGGGAUGGACCUUUGCAGUUGGUGAUGGCGAAAGAGCCCAAACUCUGACCCUUCAGGAGGCUAUGACCCAAGGGUAUAAUCUCCUGAUUGACAACCAGAAGAUAAGCGUCCAAGUGUCAUUCCACGCCACUGGAGUGACUCACUACUCGCAAGGUAACAGCCACCUCUACAUGGUGCCUCUGAAGCUUACGCACGUAUCUCCUGGGCAGACGAUCGUCUUAUCAUCACGACUCAUUUGUGUGUCAGAUCCUGUGACUUGUAAUGCCACACACAUGACUCUCACCAUACCAGAGUUUCCUGGGAAGUUAAAAUCCAUGAGCUUUGAAAAUAGGAACAUUGCUGUGAGCCAGCUGCACAACAGUGGGGUUGAUGUGGAAACAACAAAUGGCUUGAGGUUGCAUUUCAGCAAAACUCUCCUCAAAACGAAAUUCUCUGAAAAAUGCCUACCCUAUCAGUUCUACUUAUCGUCACUCAAGCUGACCUUUUACAUUCAGCUGGAGAUGGUAUCCAUGGUGAUUUAUCCGGAGUGUCUCUGUGAGUCAACAGUUUCCAUCGUUUCAGGGGAGCUAUGUACUCAGGAUGGGUUUAUGGACAUUGAGGUCUACAGCCAUCAAACAAAACCGGCUCUCGACUUGGAUACCCUCAGGGUGGGAGACUCAUCCUGCCAGCCAAUCUUUAAAGCUCCAUCUCGGGGGCUGGUGCAGUUUCACAUACCCCUGAAUGGAUGUGGAACAAGACAUAAGUUCAAGAAUGACAAAGUCAUCUAUGAAAAUGAAAUCCAUGCUUUCUGGGCAGAUCUUCCUCCAAGCACAGUUUCCAGAGACAGUGAGUUCAGAAUGACGGUGAGGUGCUAUUACAGCAGCAGUAACAUGCUAAUAAAUACCAGUGUUGAAAGCCUUCCUCCUCCAAUGGCCUCAGUGAAGCCAGGUCCACUUGCUUUGACCCUGCAAACCUACCCAGAUAACUCCUACCUGCAACCAUAUGGGGAGAAGGAGUACCCUGUGGUGAGAUACCUCCGCCAACCAAUUUACCUAGAAGUGAGAGUCAUAAACAGGACUGACCCCAACAUCAAGCUGGUCUUAGAUGACUGCUGGGCAACAUCCACCAGGGACCCAGCCUCUCUCCCUCAGUGGAAUAUUGUCGUGGAUGGCUGUGAAUACAACCUGGACAACCACAGAACCACCUUCCAUCCGGUUGGCUCCUCUGUGACCUAUCCUAAUCACUAUCAGAGGUUUGACGUGAAGACCUUUGCCUUUGUGUCAGAGGCCCAAGCGUUCUCUCACUUGGUCUACUUCCACUGCAGUGCCUCAAUCUGCAAUCAACUCUCUCCUGACUUCCCUCUGUGUUCUGUGACCUGCCUUGUGUCAUCCAGAAGCAGGCGAGCCACAGGAGCCACUGAGGAAGAGAAAAUGAUAGUGAGUCUCCCGGGUCCCAUCCUCCUGUUGUCAGACAGCUCUUCACUCAGAGGUAUGGAUUUAAAGCCUUGGGUACUUCUUGGACUCAAGUUCUUGGUUUUAUUGUCUGCUUCCUUUCCAGACGCUGUGGACUCUAAAGGGCAUGAGACUGCUGGAUAUGUUGCUUUUCCAACUAUGGUUGCUGUGGUUGCCUUAGCAGGCAUUGUGGCAAUUCUAAGCCUUAUCAGCUACCUGCACAAGAAAAGAACCAUAAUGCUAAGUCACUAACUGGAUAUUCCAACAAAGUGGUCAACAUAAGCCUCUUGCUUCUUUCUUAUUAAAUUUUGAUGGAAUUCAAGGAC